This is a messenger RNA of Caenorhabditis briggsae, 741 nucleotides long. The transcript is spliced from 3 exons. Lineage: Eukaryota; Metazoa; Nematoda; Chromadorea; Rhabditida; Rhabditidae. The record is from RefSeq and is a predicted model, not a curated record. The coding region runs from base 1 to 741 and encodes 246 amino acids.
AUGUCACCUCUUUACCUAAUCCUACCAUUUCUUCUUGUUUUACCUACAGUACCCCAUGAACUUCAUCAUAAAGCGUUUCGAUCAUUGAAGACUCCAAAAGUAAAUAAGCAUAGAUUAUCAUUGAUUAUCCAAAGAUUGAAAUCCAAUGAUACGACACGAUUGAACAAUCCAGAACACUGUCCAAUGUUUCAAUCAUUCUCUCAUUGUGCUUGCGAACCCACUUGCAACAAUCCAAAUCCAAUAUGUGAAAACUGUGAACCUGGAUGCACUUGUAGAAAUGGAUUCGUAAGAAGUUCCCUACGUCUUUGUGUUCUUCCAGAGGAGUGCCCAAGAACAAAACUUCGUCGAUUCGAACUUCAACCACCAAAAAGACUCUAUGAAGCUGUUCCAGUAGUUCUCACAACCACCACAUCUCCUACUACAACUACUACUGAAGAGCCAACAACAACAGAAACUCCCACGACUACAACCUCUGAAUCUUCACUUGUUGAAGAAAUAAUGACUGUUCCAUUGAUAGUUCUCCGAAACGGUCCAACACCCCCGUCUGCCCCACCAAUGCUUCAAGAGCCGAUUUCUGAUAUGAUCGGAGCUCCAUCAGCCACUCCUCCACCUGAUUUCUCGUAUGGACCACCAGGAAUGAAUGCCGCAAAAGUGGCACUGUAUGAGAACUUCCUGAAGCAGAAGAGGAUCAUGCGGGCACUCCGACAUAGAAGAAAUCAGUUUGCGAAGAGAAUGUUGUAA